GCAUGAUCAGCACCUUGGUAACGAAAACACUUUCCUUCUGAAAAGAAAGAUCUGCGCUUAAACGAUGGCAAAAACAGUGAUUUCAGCGCUGUACCCACCACUGGUGGAUCCAACGAGAACGCCACUUGCUUAUGGAGACAGAGCUGUGCCAAGAUUGAACCGUGAACUCAACGACAAUACACUCCUGACAAGACAGAGGGCGCUUAUGUCUCUCUGUGAUUAUCUCCAUGAUCCAGAACACAUCGCUGAAGUUCUCAAUUCACCAAUCCCGGAAAGUUUGAAGAACCUGCUGACCGACUCUGACCUCACCGUUCGACAAAAGGCUACAGAGUGUUUAUUUGUUAUUGCUGGACAUGCCAUUGGUAGAGAUUCAUUCCUGGAAAAGGAAAUAAUUAUCCCCGUCUCUAAGUUGUUUGAUGACAAGGAAGACAUUGCAAGAAAAAAUGCGCACAAGGCCAUCGAAAUGAUAUCAGAAACUCCCGAUGGGGCAGAAGGCAUUGUCAAAUCUAAUCUUAUUCCAAAACUUGUGGGGAAACUAAGUACCGAGCAUGAUGAAAUCAGGGAACUUAUCUUAGACACUCUUCACUUCUGUAUGUUUUUUAACACGGCAGAAGCACUCAGCAAUAAGGACAUGCAGGUGUUCCAGGAGGUCCUCGCAGCCGAGGGCAUGCAGGUGUUUACGGAGUUACUCUCACAUGCAUCGUGCGUCAUUCGAGCCAAAGCUGCCCGGGACAUCAUGGACUUGAGUGUCCCCCUAGCCGGCAAAAAUAAAGCUGUAGAGGUGAAGUGUAUGCCCUUGUUAGUCAAACUCUUGAAGGACAGUGAAUCUGAAGUGAGAGCAAAAGCUGCCCUUGCGAUCAUGACCAUAACGAUCACAACAGAUGGUAAAUACGAUGCAUUGGACUGCGAGGCCAUAGAACCAUUGGUAGAAUUAGUGGACGACCCAACCAGUGAAGUCAGGGCAAAUGCUAUCAAGGCUUUAACCUGUUUAUGCGAGGCACCUAAAGGACGUAAAAUACUUCUCAACCAUGUGGACAAAAUACGUGAACGAACAUUUGAUGAAAUACCAGCUGUAGUCAAAGUUGCAGAGAAGGCUGUGAAAGUGAUCACGUGGAAACCUUGAAUAUUCUUGAAAAUUACUCAUUGAGGACCUUUACUCUUCAAAAGGAUAGUUCAAGUCAAAUUAUCAUUGAUGAAAAAACGACUUAGUUUUGGGUUUUUCCUGAGCGUGUUAAAAGCUAGUGUUUUUACACGUUGACUGCUUACCCCAACUACAAGCUUUUGCACGGUACUUGGGCAAUGCAUAAGUUAUGCUUUUCUCUUCGUGAGCAUUCGGUGACCUCAUUGGUCAAGUGUUGACUCGUUUUUAAUGCGUUGAACUCCAGGUGGGUACGAGGAAGUUUAUUCAUCUUUGGUCAUAGAGAAAGCAUCUAUCGCAAGGUACUAUCCACUUGCUUCCUACCUGGCUGCUACCUAUAAAUUCCCUUUACUCCUCUUUAUUGUAUUGUCAACUGUGAUAAAUGUAAAUAGCUAUUAAUUGUAAAGUGGUGGCAAAUAUUGGGUUUACAGUACUGCAAAAAAUGUCGUGCACACUUGUUGUUAGAUGAUAUAUUGUGUACAUUAUGUAUGUAAAGCAAAUAAACGAAAUCAUGUCCUA
Lineus longissimus is the source of this 1657-nucleotide messenger RNA. RefSeq names its product radial spoke head 14 homolog. Gene Ontology annotation, molecular function: protein binding. The coding region runs from base 65 to 1123 and encodes 352 amino acids. NCBI's taxonomy places the organism in Eukaryota, Metazoa, Nemertea, Pilidiophora, Heteronemertea, Lineidae. The record is from RefSeq and is a predicted model, not a curated record. The transcript is spliced from 7 exons.